CCUUAAAAGUAGACGGAAUAUAUAAUAAUAAUUAAAAAUGUUUAAGCUUUUUGUAUCUAUUGCCGCUCUAAUUUGGGUAGCUUUGGCUUCCCCUUUAAAAGACAGUUGUACCGUGACCAGUUACGAUGCAGUUAGUACAGCUGUAUCUAGUUGUACCAACAUAGUAAUUAAAGGUAUUACUGUACCAGCUGGUAAGACUUUGACUCUGGACCUAAAAACUGGUACUACAUUGACCUUUGAUGGAACUAUUACUUUUGCACACUCAAACUGGGCGGGUCCUUUAGUCCAAGUUAAAGGUAGCAAGGUGACUGUUAAGGGAACUUCAAACUCAAAACUUGAUGGUUUGGGUGCUAAAUAUUGGGAUGGUAAGGGAGAUAGUGGAGUAACAAAACCAAAAUUCUUUAGAAUUAAAACGACUGGAAACUCACUAUUCCAAAAUAUUAACUUGGUGAACUGUCCACGCCAGUGCGUGUCGAUUAACAGCGCAAGCAAUACUGUCUUAAGUAACUGGGUCAUCGAUGUCUCUGCUGGAGAUUCUGUAAGCAUUUUUAUAAAUAAAUGUUUAAGUUUAUUACAUUUAUAUUUUCAGGCUGGUGGUAAAAAUACAGAUGGAUUUGAUGUUUCAAGCUCUACAGGCAUUACAGUUCAAAAUAGCGAAGUUAAAAAUCAAGAUGACUGUGUAGCUGUAAACCAAGGAUCAAAUAUGAUUUUCAAAAACUUGACAUGCAGUGGUGGUCAUGGGCUUAGUUUAUCAGUAGGUCAAAGCUCCAGCAGUGGUAGUGCCAAUACCGUAAAGAAUGUAACUUUUACCGACUGUAGCGUCGUAAACUCUAGAAAUGGUAUUCAUGUUAAAACCCAUACUGAUGCUGGCACUGGGUCGAUUAAUCUUGUUACCUAUAAAAACAUUAAAUUCUCCGGUAUUACAAAUUAUGCAAUUAAUAUUCAGCAAGACUACAAAAAUGGAAAGUCAACAGGAACUCCAACUAAUAAUAUACCAAUUACUAAUUUAAAUUUACAAAAUGUUGCUGGAAGCAUGAGUGGAAGUUCCAAAAGCAUGCCAGUAUAUAUUUUGUGUGGAAGCAACGGUUGUUCCAGCUGGACGUGGAGUAAAGUGUCUAUCACCAAUGGAAAGAAAUCUAACAGCUGCAAUUUUUCGCCCUCUGGGUUUUCAUGUUAGAUAAAUAUAUGUAUAUAAAAAAAUAAACAUUUUAUUUUUAAGGUUUUAAAAAAAAAUAAAAAUAAAUAAAAGUUUAUAAUAAUUGUACAAUUUAUUUUUAAGUUUAGUGAUAAUAUAAAUGGAGAAGGAAAA
Messenger RNA from Anthonomus grandis grandis, 1309 nucleotides. Its product is annotated as polygalacturonase-like. Gene Ontology annotation, biological process: pectin catabolic process. The transcript has 3 exons. NCBI's taxonomy places the organism in Eukaryota, Metazoa, Arthropoda, Insecta, Coleoptera, Curculionidae. Gene Ontology annotation, molecular function: polygalacturonase activity. The record is from RefSeq and is a predicted model, not a curated record. Gene Ontology annotation, cellular component: extracellular region. Bases 38 to 1177 code for a protein of 379 amino acids.